This is a messenger RNA of Drosophila persimilis, 3058 nucleotides long. RefSeq lists its product as uncharacterized. Gene Ontology annotation, molecular function: DNA-binding transcription factor activity; RNA polymerase II cis-regulatory region sequence-specific DNA binding. The transcript has 4 exons. The coding region runs from base 333 to 2717 and encodes 794 amino acids. The record is from RefSeq and is a predicted model, not a curated record. Gene Ontology annotation, biological process: regulation of transcription by RNA polymerase II. Gene Ontology annotation, cellular component: nucleus. NCBI's taxonomy places the organism in Eukaryota, Metazoa, Arthropoda, Insecta, Diptera, Drosophilidae.
GGCAACAGUGUGUGCGUGUGAAUCCGUGUGUGUCCCGUUUUGCAUCUGUAUCUGUAUCUGUAUCUGGAUCAGAUCCUAUCCGUGGCUUAAGCCGUGCACCGCAUCGCAUCGCUUUGCACCUGAGAUUCUGCCCAGCAUCAAGAGAUCUUCCAAGUCUACCCCGCCCCAAGUGCACUGGCUGGCAUUUCCUGCGCACAGCACACAUUCUUCCUGCCCCGCUUCGGGGGAGCCAAAUCUCUUCCGCAGUUAACCAACACUGACAAGCAUAUCCAACAAGCAUUAGCCAACACUUGUCGACUUAAGGCGCUACUCUGGCGCUUCAGGCACAACAAAUGAUCGGCACUGAGGAUAUGUCCGCAUCGGCUGGCAUGGAUAUAAGCGAAUCCUUUCGUGCCGAGGAUCUCUCCAAGGCGGACUUCUUCGACUUUGUCACUGGCCCCGACAUGGGCAUCGGCAUUGGUGUGGGCGUCGACUCCUUGGGCGUCAGCCUGCACCAGCAGCAGCACCAUCAGCAGCAGCCCCACCAGCAGCAGCACCACCACAGUCAGCACAACAGUCACACCGCCAGCCACGUUCAAGUGGUGCACCAGCCAACCAUCUCCAUCUCCACCCAAUCACCACAGCAGGCCCUCUGCGGCGGUGGUGCGAGAACCAACAGCAGCAUGAUCCACGAUGGUGGGGGAGGCGGCGGUGGAGGGGGAGGAGGAGGAGGAGGAGGUGGCGGUGGCAUCGUGAUACCCGUGGGCAAUCGAAAUGGUAGCAGCAAUGGAGGAGAUCCCACGUUACAGGGCUAUGAGUUCUGGAACCAGGACAAGGACAGCAGUCGCCUCGAUUCUACCUCCAUAUUCGAGGACCUCGAUCGUUACUGCUGGCAACAGCAGCCGGUCACUGCCAACACUGGUAAUGGUGGUGCCACAGCCACAGCCACCAACCAGCCCAGUCCCACGUCUCCUCAGUCGCACCACCACCAGCAGCAGCAGCAGCAGCAUUCGCAUGCCCACCAACAGCAGCAGCAGCCCAAUCCCAGCAGUUCCUCGGCAGCCUCCAGUGGGGCGGGCAGCAGCAGCGACACCAUCAGCAGCCUGGACACCACCGACGGACAGAUCUACACCCUGACAGUAUUAAACGGCGGCGAGCCCUGGCUGAAGCGCUCUGAGGCAGAGCAGCUGCCGAGCUCCCUCGAUCUGGACAGUCUUCUGGGCAGCUUUCCGGGGUACAUCAAGUCGGAGUAUCCGUACGACGACAGCGGCUUCAGCACGGACGGCAAGGAUGUGAUCGUGAACGGGGCAGAUGCCAAUGGUCUCAGCAGUAUUUCCCAGGGCCCCACACAGACGCUGCCCUCGCUCGUUACGGCCAUUUCCAUCGCGGGGGGCAAUGACUUGGGCCAGCAGUUGGCCCAGUUCCAGAACAACAACAACGACUGGCAUAUGGCCGAUCACAAUGCCGAGACGGAGCAGAGCACGGCGGAGUCACUGCUACGUAGCGCGCUCCAGGGUAAGGGGUACUCCAAGGGUCUGCAUAUGCAGAACGGCCUAGCCAUGCCCGUCGUCAAGGAGGAGGAUAUGCGGCGCCUGCUCUUCACGGACGAUGCUGCCGAUGCACUGGGCUUUGCCGACUCCACGCUAAAUGCCGCCCAAAUGUUUGACGAGGCUCAGGGCAUGGCUGGUGUCCAUCUCACAUCCCAGCAGCAGCAGCAGCAGCAGCAGGUGCAACAGCAACAGCAGCAGCACAACGGCAAUGCCAAUAUCAUUGUGGACGAUAUGUUCCUGUCGUUGGAGAACGCCUUCAGCGAUGACUUUGAGAAGAUCAAGCGCAUCGCCAACGAGGUGCAGCAGUUCUGCACCGGAGGCUCUUCGACGCCCACGCCUGGCACAGACUACAGCAGUGCCACCGAUGUCCUCAUGCAAAUCUCCCCGAAUCCGACGGCAAUCACGACGGCCAAUCAGCUCCAGCCGCCGCAGCCACUAAAGCCGGAAGUGAGCACAUCAACACCGCCCACGGGCGGAGCAGGCUCGUCCGCCAACCAUCCUGGCAGAUCUGGCAGUGGCAUCUCAAAGCCCAAGAAGCAGUACAAACGGAGCAGCAGCAGCAGCACUACCAGCAGCAGCAACAACAACAACAAUCCCAAUGUGGCUAACAACAACAACAACAACAACAGCAGCAGCGGCAGCGGCGGAGGAGGAGCACUGGGCGUGGUCAUGGGCAGCAGUGCGGGAAGUGGCAGCUCAUCAUCCAGCGGCAGUGCGAGCAGCAGCAGCAACAGUCCGCCUGCCAACUCCAGUGGCUCCUCCUCCUCGGCCAGUGGCGGUGGUGGUCAGCGGAAAGAGCGCUCCCUGCACUAUUGCUCUAUCUGCUCGAAGGGAUUCAAGGACAAGUACUCGGUGAAUGUCCACAUCCGCACCCACACGGGCGAGAAGCCCUUCGCCUGCUCCCUGUGCGGCAAGAGCUUCCGGCAGAAGGCACACCUGGCUAAGCACUACCAGACGCACAUGACCCAAAAGAACAAUGGAAGCCUGAUCAAGGGCAGCUCCUCCAAGCACCAGAGAUCCAGUGGCGGAUCAUCUGCGGCAGCCGCAGCCGCAGCGGCAGCGGCCGCAGCAGCAGCAUCCAUCAAUCAGCAGCGGCAGAUGACUCCGUCACUGCCUGGGAUGAUCAGCAAUCCGAACACUCCGCCUGGCAUCCUGCCCCCAGCCAAUGGCCUGCUCACGAAUCGGUAGUACGACGGCAGAAGUCCCCGCAAACGAAACUAUUUCUUGUUCCUUACUCACAAAACACACACACACACACACACACACAACGACAAAAGCUAAAUGAAAACUAUAUAUACAUAUAUGCUACUCGAAUACAUACUCCUGGAGGGAUAUGGGGAUAUCCCAUACUCCACUCCGUCUCGAAUUUACGUCAUUGAAGAAUUCCUAUAUUCAGCUUUCUGUGCAAUUCCUAUAUACCUACUCGAACUCGAACAUAUACCAACCAACACUCGAAGCACUUCCAAAUAAAAUACUCAACUUAAUGUACAUUUUAAUGCUUAAAGACACAACCACAAAUUAAAUUUAAA